CCCACAAACCUUCCAUCGACCCAAAUCUAAAGGACCAUCGUGCGGCGAUAAGAUAUUCCCCUAUAUUUCCUUCCUUAUUUGCACAGCACUCUUCCGUUAAUCACCGUCACCCAACCUAAACGCCAAUAGCACCAUCCAUCCCUUAAACUCCAUUUCAGUUCAGAUCUGGCCACGCCCCCAAGUCCCCAACACAACAGCCAAAAAUCUACGACCAUAUGAUAUAACAUCAUCAUCCAUCGAGUCAAAACCACACACCCAGCAUCUCAGAAAGAGAAAGUUACCCACUUUUUAAUACCCCAUUGGCGAUGGUUGAGGCACAAACAUGGACAACCCGAAGAAUGAGCAAUCCCAGGUUGCUCACGCUGGACACCAACGACCAAGUCCUCGACAUCCCUCCAACACCACCUGGGGACCAAAGAAACAACAACAACAACAACACCUUCGGAUCCAACAACCUAUCGCCGACACUCUUAACGGCACUCAUGAUAGCAUCAUGGUACCUAUCCAACAUCGGUGUCCUCCUCCUUAACAAGUACCUCCUCAGCUUCUACGGUUACCGUUACCCAAUCUUCCUCACAAUGCUCCACAUGCUAUCCUGCGCCGUUUACAGCUACGCCUCCAUCAACUUCCUCGAACUCGUUCCCUUGCAGCACAUCCACUCCAAGAAGCAGUUCCUUAAGAUCUUAGCACUCAGCGCAAUCUUCUGCUUCUCCGUCGUCUGCGGUAACACCUCGCUGAGGUACCUCCCCGUUUCGUUCAACCAGGCCAUCGGCGCAACGACGCCGUUUUUCACCGCCAUCUUCGCGUUCUUGAUCACGUGCAAGAAGGAGACUGGGGAGGUUUACUUCGCUCUGUUGCCGGUUGUGUUGGGGAUCGUUGUGGCGAGUAAUAGUGAACCCUUGUUCCACUUGUUUGGGUUCUUGAUUUGUGUUGGGUCCACUGCGGGGCGUGCAUUGAAAUCGGUGGUUCAGGGGAUAAUCUUAACCUCUGAGGCAGAGAAGCUUCACUCUAUGAACUUGCUUCUCUAUAUGGCUCCUAUGGCGGCGAUGAUAUUGUUACCCUUCAGUCUUUAUAUCGAAGGGAAUGUGUUGUCUUCUACGAUUGAGAAGGCCAGGGGAGACCCCUUUAUCGUGUUCUUGUUGGUUGGGAAUGCUACUGUUGCUUAUUUGGUGAAUCUGACGAAUUUUAUGGUCACAAAACACACGAGUGCUUUGACUUUGCAAGUGUUGGGGAAUGCCAAGGCUGCUGUGGCGGCUGUUGUUUCCGUUUUGAUUUUCAGGAACCCUGUGACGGUGAUGGGCAUGGCUGGGUUUGGCAUUACAAUCAUGGGUGUGGUGCUCUACAGUGAGGCAAAGAAGAGAUCCAAAGUUACAACUCAUUGAUUUUCACAGAUAAUUCUCAACAUUCCUUAUUUUGGGGGGGAUUUUCAUAAAGGGAUAAACACGUUGAAGUUUUUCUUUUUGUUUUUCAAUAUUGCACAAUUUUCCUUUGAUUUGAUGAUAUUUUUGUGGAAUUGGAUCAAUUUAACAGCAAUUGGACUGUAUAGGAAGAACCACAAAAAGGGAAAAAGGGUUACUUGUGUUCGUUUUCUCUUGCCCGUGUGUAACCUUGUAAAAUGCUAGAUGCCCUUUGGCAACAUACAUAAACGGUUCAAAGAAGAAAAACUUAUGUGUAUUUUGUGAGGGAGGAAAAUUCUCCUUCGCUUCAUUUUGUCAAUCAUAUCAUUGAUUGUUUCAGUUGUGUCCUUUAUCAUUUGUUAUUGUGAAAUAUUUGGAGCUUUGGAUGUGUUGUGCUAGCUUUGAUUUUGAUUCA
Molecule: messenger RNA, 1812 nt
Organism: Gastrolobium bilobum
Lineage: Eukaryota; Viridiplantae; Streptophyta; Magnoliopsida; Fabales; Fabaceae
Product: probable sugar phosphate/phosphate translocator At1g12500
Exons: 1
Coding region: 306-1382 (358 amino acids)
Cellular component (GO): Golgi apparatus
Molecular function (GO): antiporter activity
Source: RefSeq, a predicted model, not a curated record